Messenger RNA from Oncorhynchus tshawytscha (Chinook salmon), 610 nucleotides. RefSeq names its product C-terminal-binding protein 2-like. Lineage: Eukaryota; Metazoa; Chordata; Actinopteri; Salmoniformes; Salmonidae. The transcript is spliced from 4 exons. Gene Ontology annotation, molecular function: NAD binding; oxidoreductase activity, acting on the CH-OH group of donors, NAD or NADP as acceptor. The record is from RefSeq and is a predicted model, not a curated record. The annotation marks the transcript as partial.
AUGGGAUCCUGGUUUCGGUUUCUCACCCCUCCUCUCUUCCUCUGUCCCCUGUCGGUGUCCUCUCCAGAUCAGAUGGGAUCCUGGUUUCAGUUUCUCACCCCUCCUCUCUUCCUCUGUCCCCUGGCCGGUAUGCACCGGGCUGCGCCCUUAGUGGCCCUGCUGGACGGGCGUGACUGCACCGUGGAGAUGCCCAUCCUAAAAGACCUGGCCACCGUCGCCUUCUGUGACGCACAGUCCACACAGGAGAUACACGAGAAGGUGUUGAACGAGGCAGUAGGGGCCAUGAUGUACCACACCAUCACUCUGACCAGAGAGGACCUAGAGAAGUUCAAGGCUCUACGCAUCAUCAUCCGCAUCGGCAGCGGCUACGACAACAUCGACAUCAAGGCAGCCGGAGAGCUGGGCGUAGCAGUGUGUAACAUCCCGUCGGCUUGCGUAGAGGAGACAGCGGACUCCACCAUGUGUCACAUCCUCAACCUGUACCGACGAAACACCUGGUUGUACCAGGCUCUCCGGGAGGGCACGCGGGUCCAGAGCGUGGAGCAGAUCAGAGAGGUGGCGUCCGGAGCGGCACGCAUCCGUGGGGAGACACUGGGCCUUAUAGGCUUCG